Messenger RNA from Lizanozyma spartinae, 3576 nucleotides. RefSeq names its product translocase. Gene Ontology annotation, cellular component: cytoplasm. Bases 1 to 3576 code for a protein of 1191 amino acids. The transcript has a single exon. Lineage: Eukaryota; Fungi; Ascomycota; Pichiomycetes; Serinales; Debaryomycetaceae. The record is from RefSeq and is a predicted model, not a curated record. Gene Ontology annotation, molecular function: ATP binding; ATP-dependent chromatin remodeler activity.
AUGGACGACCUUGAACUUAUAGUACUAGAUUCCAGUUCAGAAGAAGGCUCUAUUAGUGAUGGUGAAAUAGAUCUCGAAGCGUUAGUGGCUAAGGACCACGAACUACUAAACACAGGGACUUCACCUGGCAACAUCAAUACAAUGCAACAGAGUGGGUAUAUACAACGAUCCAGCAGUGACCUUAACGUAUCGACAGACAGUCCCAAGAACAUUCCCAUCGAUUCUGACCCCAACGCAUCGAGGCGACCUGUCAAUAAUGAACCCAUACAACGCCAUCCACUGUCAAUACAAGGCAGAAGUAUGCCGCCCUUGGCAAACGGUAGGCUUGACUCCUUAAAACAUAAGAGUGUUCCUCGACUCGAUAACUUUGACUUCAAGUUCAACAACGGUUCUGGUGUGCCUUUGUUCCCAAAGUACGAGUAUCCCACGAAACCACUAGACAGCAAUAUCAUCUCCUUAACCAGUGAUAGUGAAAGCGAUACUGAAAUGGAGGACGUUAGCUCUUACAGAGAUAAUAACACUAGUAAUACUACUACUACUAAUAAUAAUAAUGGACAUGGCCCCAACGCUGCACUGCUCUUAAGCUUACCGAACAUAUAUUCUUCCAAUCAAUCAUCAGUGGUGCUGAUAAACGGCGAUGCUGCUAAUAGUCCUGGAAUGAGACCUCCGAAUGUCAGUGGCAUGGACUUUCUACGCAAGGUUAGUGAUGAUGAUGAUGAUGAUGAUGAUGAUGAAAUUGUUAUACUAGAUCCCCAAGCAGCUGAGAAAUCAACCCACUUUAAGAAGUCAACCUUUGAAAUGUACCCUCAAAGUCCCCCACCUCAGCAUCAACAUCAACAAUCUUCAUUUAUGUCGUCGAUGCCAGGACUGUUCCCCCCAGACCAAGGCAGUGUGCACGGCCACCGCCAACUACAUAAUGUCCCUGUUGCAGUACCGCAUGUGAAUGAAGCAUUUGCUCAAGAAGAAGCAGCUCGGAGAGAGUUACAAGUCAGGCUAUCAAUGCUAGAGGAAGAACGUUCAGGUUUGGCCCUGAAGAUCCCUGCGUUUAAUAGUGCCAUUAAAAGUGCACUACAGUUAUUCCAAGCUGCUUCGAUCCAAUUUGAAAGCAUCAGAAUAGAGAAGACGAACGCUAGAAAGAAUGGCCUUAAAUCAUUGGUUAAAUCUAUACAAAGCAAAUACGAUCAAGUGGAAAGAGAUUACAAUAAGGCACAAUCAGAGUAUACCAGAGUAAGUCUGGAAUUAGAUACCAUAAAGAGACGGAAAUCAUCACUAGAUAACCAAUGUUUUCAAUUAAGAAGAAAGUUGGAAUUUGCAUUGAACAGUGCAGCUUCUCAAUUCAGGAACUCAUUAUUUAAUAACCAACAAGCAGCAGUAGCAGCACCGGUAACAUAUGUGCCAAACAUUUAUUCAGCAGGAAAUGAACAGUUGACUGAACCUGAAAUGAAGGCAUGGAUGUCCAAAAUGUAUGAUGAAGAAGAUCUUGAUGAUAGUAAGCUACCUCAAACUCCUAAGGAAAUGAAGGUCAAACUAAUGAAGCAUCAACGAAGAGGGUUAGCGUGGCUUGUGGAAAUGGAGAAAAGUACUUUCAAAGGAGGUAUUCUUGCUGAUGAUAUGGGUUUAGGUAAGACAGUGCAAACUAUUGCAUUAAUACUUCAUAAUAAAGCCCAAUCAACCAAUAGACGUGCUUCAUUAGUCAUUGCACCUGUUUCUUUACUUAGACAAUGGGCUCUGGAAAUCGAGUCAAAGAUAAACCAAGAGUUCCAACUCACAGUGGGUGUUUUCCAUGGCAAGGAUAAGAAAUUGCUCAAGACAUUUUCAGAAUUAAACAAAUAUGACAUUGUAUUAACUUCCUAUGGGACAUUAGCUUCAGAAUGGAAGAAGCAUUUUAAAGAAGCCAUUGAAGAAUCCAAAGUCACCAAGAGACAAAAUGUUUUACCAGAUUUGAAUUCAGGAGGAAGAUCAUAUGUUUCACCCUUUUACGCCAAAGAUGCAGUUUUCAAUCGUGUGAUUUUGGAUGAAGCUCAAGCCAUUAAGAACAAAUUAUCUAUGAAUGCCAAGUCAGUAACUUGUUUGAAGGCUGAAUAUCGUUUCAUAUUAACCGGGACUCCAAUGCAAAACUCAGUGGGAGAACUCUACCCAUUCUUUAGGUUUUUAAAAGCUCGGCCAUACAACAAUGAAGAGAGAUUCAAUCAUGAAAUAGCCAUGCCUUUGAAGAUCACUGGUCCUAUGGAUACUCCUCAAAGAGAUUUAAGUCUUAAGAAAUUGAGAGCCAUUCUUAGGGCAUUGGUGUUAAGGCGUACUAAGGAUUCGAAAAUAGAUGGUAAACCUAUUCUACAACUCCCUCCAUUAAAUAUUACAUCUGAAGGUCUUGUCAUGGAGAAAGAAGAGGAUGAAUAUUAUUCCGGUUUACAAUCAGAUAUUCAAGCUAAAGCAAAGGAGUUAUUGAGUGAAAAAAAAUUAGAUGUUGGUUCUGGGAUUUUAACUCUUUUGUUACGUUUACGUCAAGCUUGUUGCCAUAGAUUUUUGGUUGAUGUAGGAAUGAUGAAUGCAGCUGAGAAGCAAAAUAUGGAAUUAUCUAAAGGCGUUGAGAGCAAGAUAACCAAAAAGUGUUAUGAAGUCAAAGGCUUACGGCAGCAAGUUGUAGAUGCCAUAACCAAAGAGUACAGACAAGAAGAAGAAGAUGGGAUGUUUAGUUGUCCCAUUUGUACCAUGUUGAAUACUUCAAGUUCCAUGUUAAUAUUCAACAAGUGUGGGCACAUGAUUUGCCAAGAUUGUGUUGAUGAUUUCUUUGAUAGAUAUUUGACACUGGAUGGAGGCUCUGAUUCCAGUAGGAAGGCAAGUUGUAUGAGUUGUCAAACAGAAGUAGAAGAAACCAAAAUGAUACCCCAUUCAAUGUUCUUUGAUCUUAUGGUUAAAAGAUUACCCAUGGAGGAAGUUAUCCAGCUGCAAAUCUCAUCCAGCACUUCAACCACGACUCUGACCAAAGAGAAAAUAGAGGAAUUGAUUAAAGCCAACAAUGGGAUGAUGAUUAAAUCCGCUAAAAUGACCAAAACUUUAGAAUUGGUUAAAGAUAUCAUGAAGAAGAACCCAGAAGAGAAGAUCAUUGUGUUUUCCCAAUUUUUAGUAUCAUUUGAAGUACUUGCAUUAAUGUUAAAGGAAAGCAAUGUUGAUUUCUUGAGAUACGAUGGAACCAUGACAAUUGAUGAAAAGAAUAAGACAGUCAAAUUAUUUUACCAACUGGACAUUCCCGUCUUGUUACUUUCAUUGAAAGCAGGUAACGUGGGUUUAACGUUAACAUGUGCUUCUCAAGUUAUUUUAAUGGAGCCAUUUUGGAACCCAUUCCCGGAGGAACAAGCUAUCGGUAGAGCUCAUAGAAUUGGACAGAAUAGAAACGUACAAGUCUAUCGAUUAUUUACUCCUGGAACUGUGGAAGCUAGAAUUGUUGAGUUACAGAAACAGAAGAAAGAACUAGCAGAUGCAGCGUUAGAUGAAGAUGGUUUAAAGUCCAUCUCCAGACUUGGAAGACAAGAAUUGGGCUUUUUAUUUGGGUUCAAUUCCCUUGAACCUGCGGCAUAG